Messenger RNA from Diachasma alloeum, 661 nucleotides. Its product is annotated as isoaspartyl peptidase/L-asparaginase-like. The transcript has a single exon. Lineage: Eukaryota; Metazoa; Arthropoda; Insecta; Hymenoptera; Braconidae. Gene Ontology annotation, molecular function: hydrolase activity. The record is from RefSeq and is a predicted model, not a curated record. Bases 11 to 484 code for a protein of 157 amino acids.
CAUUGGGUAAAUGGAGUCAAAAUCUCCUUGUAUAAUCGUCCACGGGGGCAUCUCCACCGUCGAUGACCCCUGGAUAAUGGAGAAGGUCUCGGCAUGUGUGAAAUCGGCGUCUAGAGGCUACGAUGCUCUCGUGUCGAACCAGAGCUCUGUGGAUGCUGUGGAGGAUGCACUCUGGUGGCUGGAGAAUGAUGAAUUCUUGAACUGCGGCUAUGGGUGUGCCCCCAACGAUCAGAACCAAGUUCAGAUGGACGCGAGCAUCAUGAAUGGUACGACAUCCCAGUGCGGCACGAUCCUGGGAUUGAGGGACGUGGAGCAUCCUAUUUCCGUUGCGCGAUAUGUCAUGGAGAAUUACAGGAAUAAAAUAUUCUCGAAUGAUUUGAUGAAGAGGAUGAAAAACAUCCCGAGGUUCUGGAUGACUCCUGGGAAUAUGGAUCCUGUUUUUGAAAGGAAUGAAGAAGUGAAAAGUAAAGAGCAAGAAUUUUAGUGAUUUUAAUAUUCAUUUUGUUAUUCAGAGUUUAUUUGGACAUUUUGGAGGUCUCAAUUUUUUUGACUUUUUAGAAGUGUUAGGAGACAUUGUAAAUAUCUGAAAAAAUCAUGAAGUUUAUUUCUUUAAACAUAUUACGCACUUUAAUUGAAUUGUCUAUUUUACUUGAAAUUUCGA